AGCCCGGGGCAGACGGGCAGGCGGGCGGUGCGGAAGCCCACGGGGCUCCCUGGAGGCGGCGUCCCGGGCGGCUGGGGAGGGGCGGAUCCCGGGGCGGGCGGGCCCGGGAGGCGGGGCCGGAAGGCGGUAGCGGCGGCUCGGCCGGGGACCCGGGGCUGCAGGGCCACGUGUCGGGGCCCCUUCCCGCCCUUGUCGCCUCAGCCCAUGUCAUAGCCCCGCGCCCCAUUAUCCGCACCCGCAGCCCCGCCCGGCCACCCCCAGGCAGCGGCCGCCCCUGCCCGACCCCGCAGCGCCCCCUCCGCCGUCGGGCCCUCGGACCCCGGCUCAUCUCACCCCAGACCUGGGAGAGCCGCAGUUCCCGGGUCGCCGGCGGCCCGACCGCGCCCCGGGAUGCAGCCUGCAGGCCCGGAGGCCAUCCGGGAGGCGGUGGCCCGCGACGUGCUGGCGGCCGACCUGCGCUGCAGCCUGUUCGUGUCGGCGCUGCAGAGCUACAAGCGCGACUCGGUGCUGCGGCCCUUCCCCGCGGCCUACGCCCAGCGCGACCGCAAGGACUUCGAGGCCCUGCUGGCAGUUGCUGGCCGUCUGCCCAACCUGAAGGAGCUUCUCCAGUGGCCGGAGGGUCAGGACCGCUGUGCCUGGGACCUGGUGAGCUGGAUCCUGUCCUCCAAGGCCGUGACAGUGUGCAGUGCUGCCAAGGCGGAGUUCGACAAGAUCCGGAAGCUGACGGGAACGGCCCAUGCAGCGGCCCCCACACCCGACUUCCUGUUCGAGGUCCAGCACUCCGGGCCGGCCGACGCCCAGUUCCAGGAGGCCCGCGGCGGGCGGGGGCUGCUCUAUGCCUUCCACGGCAGCCGCCUGGACAACUUCCACUCCAUCCUGCACAACGGGCUGCACUGGCACCUCAGCAAGACCGCCCUGUUUGGGGAGGGCACCUACCUCACCAGCGACCUGAGCCUGGCCCUCCUCUACAGCCCCAACGGGCACGGCUGGCAGCGCAGCCUGCUGGGCCCCAUCCUCAGCUGCGUGGCCGUGUGUGAGGUCAUCGACCACCCGGAUGUCAAGUGCCAGACCAAAAAGAAGGAUUCCAAGGAGCUGGACCGCAGGAGGGCGAGGGUCCGGCACAGCGAGGGGGGGGAUGUCCCUCCCCGCUACUUCGUGGUGACCAACAAUAAGCUCCUGCGUGUCAGGUACCUGCUGGUCUACUCGCAGAAGCUGCCCCACAGCCGAGCUGGCCGCCAGCUGUCCUGGAUGUCCAGCCACUGGUUCACCAUCCUGCUGUCCCUCUACCUGCUGCUUCUGGUCGCCGUUGGCGUCCUCAACUCCUCAGCUCUCCAGCACUUUUGGAACCGGGCGAAGAGAUGAUGCCACCGGGUCCCCACAGGGUCACCUCCACCACCACGUGCCUUCAUGGGACUUGCCUUGUCCUCCUGUGUCCCGAGGCAGGGACCAGGGGACAGUCUGCCUCUGCCAUAAAUGUAUGAGUUGCCUUUGAUGACACUGCCCAGCCCCGCUCUGGUCCCCAGAAGCCGUUGGUCCCCACACUGAGUUUUGAGGGGAACCUUCUCCAGCAAUCCAGGGAGCUGGCUUUGGGCCCAGGACCCAAGGAAAAAAAGCUGCAUUUGAAAAAUGAGUGUCCUAGUGGCCAGUGGCGUGUUGACCCUCAGCCCUGGAGGCCGUGCUCAGUGGGCGUGACAGGCGAGAGCCGCUGUCACUCAUGAAGCCUAGUGAGCUCGCUGCUCGUUCCUCUGGCCUGUGGGGCUGCGGGUGUAAGUGCAUCUGCCUUUCUCGGCCUCACCUGGUGCCUCUGCUCUGCCAGGGACCCCUGUCCCUCUUGGUCUGACCUGGGCAGACCUCUGUCCCCUCCUCUAAGGACCAUCCAGUUGCCCACGGCAUGUUUUCUGAUUCUGAUUCUUUUGUCUUUAUCUUCUCCUUUUUUUUUUUUUUUUUGCCUCCAGGGUUAUCUCUGGGGCUCAGUGCCUGUACUAUGAAUUCACUGCUCCUGGCGGCCACUUUUUUCAUUUUAUUAUUUGGAACAGAGAGAAAUCAAGAGAAUAGGGGAGAUAGAGAAGAGAGAGAGAGAGAGAGAGAGAGAGAGAGAGAGGCCUGCAGACCUGUUGCGCAAAUUGUGCUUUGUAUCAUAUGCGCUUAACCGGGUGCCCCACCGCCCAGGCCCCCUUUUCUUUUCCUUUUCUUUUCCUUUUUUCUCUUUUUUCCUCCAGGGUUAUUGCCGGGCUCGGUGCCUGCACCAUGAAUCCACCGCUCCUGGAGGCCAUUUUUUCCCCCUUUUGUUGCCCUUGUUGUAGCCUCGUUGUGGUUAUUAUUAUUGCCAUUGUUGAUGUUGUUCGUUGUUGGACAGGACAGAGAGAAAUGGAGAGAGGAGGGGAAGACAGAGAGGGGGAGAGAAAGACAGACACCUGCAGACCUGCUUCACCGCCUGGGAAGCGACUCCCCUGCAGGUGGGGAGCCGGGGGCUUGAACCGGGAUCCUUACGCCGGUCUUUGCGCUUUGCGCCACGUGCGCUUAACCCGCUGCACCACCGCCCGACUCCCUUCUUUUCCUUUUUAAAAGCUUUUUGGCCCAUUGUUUUUUUUGGUGGGCUUGGUGGGCUGGGCCAAAAGGGUGAGUUUUUGAGCCAGGACCCCCCCCAUGCUGGAGAGGAGGGCGUCCCCUUCUCUUCUUUCUCACGAAGCUGCCUUGAGGGGAAGGCAUGGAUGGAUUGGGCCCCCAUUGGGCAAGGCCCAGGUCACCGGUCUUUGGGGCUCAGCCUGGGCUUGAAGUUUGUAAGAAAAGCCCCUGGGAUGGGGGUGACCUCUUUGCUGUAUCCCUACCACCACCCCACAGUGUUAGCCACAAUGAAGCCCCGUCUGACUGGGGUGUGGGGGUGACCUCUAAUUGCAGAGGUUGUGAGGAAGCCACUGUCGUGGUGACACUGGACAGGGGAGCACUUUAAUAAAGGUGUUCUGCUAAGGA
Molecule: messenger RNA, 2970 nt
Organism: Erinaceus europaeus (western European hedgehog)
Lineage: Eukaryota; Metazoa; Chordata; Mammalia; Eulipotyphla; Erinaceidae
Gene: PARP16
Product: poly(ADP-ribose) polymerase family member 16
Exons: 6
Coding region: 391-1362 (323 amino acids)
Biological process (GO): endoplasmic reticulum unfolded protein response
Cellular component (GO): endoplasmic reticulum tubular network; intracellular anatomical structure; membrane
Molecular function (GO): protein serine/threonine kinase activator activity; NAD+ poly-ADP-ribosyltransferase activity; kinase binding
Source: RefSeq, a predicted model, not a curated record